Gadus chalcogrammus (walleye pollock) is the source of this 2067-nucleotide messenger RNA. It is a transcript of the gene pagr1, whose product is annotated as PAXIP1 associated glutamate-rich protein 1. NCBI's taxonomy places the organism in Eukaryota, Metazoa, Chordata, Actinopteri, Gadiformes, Gadidae. The record is from RefSeq and is a predicted model, not a curated record. The transcript has 5 exons. The coding region runs from base 261 to 1106 and encodes 281 amino acids.
CCACAUUGACGGCUGUUAGUGGCACUGCGCGGUCGCUCAAAGUCAGUAGGUUCGGUUCAAAAUGGCGCUAUGUUUACCUGUCCUUAGGCAUAGGACCCGAACGCUUUUUCUAGUUUAACCGCCUCAUUUGUCAUUAUAAUAUCCAGGAUUUAUCCCCAUGAGGUGAACUGAUGCUUUUAUUCUUUGGAAAUAUCGUCUAUCGGGACAUCUGCGACUUAACUGGUAUGCAAUAGAUAGGAUAAACUGCGGCUGCUGACGGGAUGCAAGCCGAGGCGAUGGAGCCCUCGCUGCGGGAGGGCAUCGAGGCGCUGGCGGUUGGCGACAAGACCGCAGGAGAGAAGGAGGAGAAAAGCGGGGACCUUGGUAUUAAUGACGUCAAGAUGGUAGAAGCAACUGUUGAAGAAACCACUUCACCGGAUGAGAAGACAAAUAAUGGAGGGGAGGAGGGCGGAGGAGAGGGGCAGGAGUCCCAGCGAGGAGACUCCCUCCUGGGGUCGGAUGGAGGCGAGAAGACUGGGGAGGCGGAGGAUGAGGAGGAGGAGGAGGAAGAGUGGGAGGUCCCGUACAGUGACGAGGAGUUGGAGCAGCCCCGCACGUGGAUGCCCCCGCCUGCCGAGAUCAAGCGUCUGUACGAGAUCCUGGCGAAGGGGGAGGCACUGGAGCUGAGCUUCGAGCCCCUCCCUCGCCGGCCCCCCACGCCGGAGCGCACCCCCUCUCCCGAGAGAGACGACGAUGAGGACGACGACGUCAACGAGAGCGAGCUGGCUGGCGGAGAGAGCAAGGUUGUGUCUCCGACUGAGUUUGACUUUGACGAGGAGAAGACGCAAGCCACUCCGAAAAGCUCCUUCAUCAACCGACGCAGAACGCCAGGCUCCUCAGCCCGCUCUUCUGUGAAGCGUGAGGCGCGUCUGGACAAGGUUCUGUCCGACAUGAAGCGCCACCGGCGAAUGGAGGAGCAGAUCCUGCGGACGGGGCGGGACCUGUUUAAGAGUGACAAGCGUGUAGAGGAGCCGCUGUCCCCCAACAGUCAGAAGGAGAGGGAGAAGGAGCGGGAGAGAGACAGCAACCCAGACACCAUCUUCUCUCCUAGGCAAAGGAGAUAUUGAGAGACACCUUCGCACCCAGAGGACCUCUUGCUUUGAAACUUGAAUUUUAUAUCCGUCUUGGACUUUUGUAUGUUUUUUAAGCAUGUUUUGUAAUAACAGUAAUAAACCCUUUAUUCAAUGUAAAUGCUGGUUGGAUGCCUUUCACUAUAAAUUAGGUUAACUUUUCUCCUGCAGAAUGUGGCCUGGCUGGGUUAGAUGCUGCAAGUGCCUUUUGUUUCUCUAAAAAUAUAUAAUAACUAACAUACUUAAUAACCUUCAACCAAAAUGAAUAAAACCACUUCCUGCCAUUUACAGACCCUGGGUCACCAACAAGUUACGGUUGUAGUAACUUGGUGAACCAGGGUGCUCAGCACCUUCUAGUGGUUAAACGUAUGUAUUGCAUAUUUUACUGGGCGUAAUCAGGCAAGUGUUUCAGGAUGCUAGUUCUGGUCGUUAUUCCUUAUUGCUGUAUAGUUACGAUACAAACACUUAACAUACACGGCUGAACAUCAUCAUAUAAGUCACCAUUUUCAGAGCCAACAUUUUUGUAAACCUAAACUAAAGAGCCAAUGGGUGGUAACAACAGAUUAACCUUCUAUUGACAGAAUAAGGUUCUUCUGGGCGUAGAAUAAUGUUCCAUUGAUAGUCAUGUUCUACUGGCAGAAUAAUGUUCCAUUGAUAGUCAUGUUCUACUGGCAGAAUGAUGUUCCAUUGGCAGUAGAAUGAUGUUAUAUUGACAGAAUAGCUUUCUAGUGACAGUAUAAUGUUCUAUUGGCACUGGAAUAAUGUCUAUUGACAGAACACACUUUAAACACUAGAAUAAGGCUGAAUAAGUAGAGCAGUCUGGGGACAUUGGAAUAUAUUUUAGUUAAGAGUUUGAGUAACAAGAAACGCCUGAGGUGAGGCUCAGAAGCAUAGAGAAUAACAGGGAUGCAUAAAUAUGCAUUCAAAACCACAAAUGAACCAAAUAAAUAAACAAUAA